Molecule: messenger RNA, 1906 nt
Organism: Neopsephotus bourkii (Bourke's parrot)
Lineage: Eukaryota; Metazoa; Chordata; Aves; Psittaciformes; Psittacidae
Gene: DARS1
Product: aspartyl-tRNA synthetase 1
Exons: 16
Coding region: 108-1616 (502 amino acids)
Biological process (GO): aspartyl-tRNA aminoacylation
Cellular component (GO): cytoplasm; cytosol; aminoacyl-tRNA synthetase multienzyme complex
Molecular function (GO): aspartate-tRNA ligase activity; ATP binding; RNA binding
Source: RefSeq, a predicted model, not a curated record
CUCUCGCGAGAGUUGGGUGCGCGGAAGCGGCGUGGCGCACGGGGUUGUGUCGUGCUGUGCCGUCGUUUGCUGUACUGUGCUUGAAAGUUCGUGCCGGCUGCAGCAGGAUGCCGAGUGCCGCCGGUCGCGGUCAGGGCCAGGACCGCCGCCCGGAGAGCGACGAGUCGUCGGCUGAUGAUUAUGCAAAGGAAAGAUAUGGAGUGUCCUCAAUGAUACAAUCUCAAGAGAAACCAGAUAGAGUUUUGAUUCAAAUAAAAGACUUGACAGUGGAGAAGGCUGAUGAAAUAGUUUGGGUUCGCGGCAGAAUUCAUACAAGCAGAGCUAAAGGGAAGCAGUGCUUCUUAGUCCUGCGUCAGCAGCAGUUUAAUAUCCAGGCUCUUGUGGCUGUGGGACAGCAUGCAAGCAAGCAGAUGGUAAAGUUUGCUGCCAACAUCAACAAAGAGAGCAUUGUGGAUGUAGAAGGCGUUGUGAGGAAAGCACAUCAGAAAAUUGGAGGUUGUACUCAGCAAGAUGUUGAGCUUCACGUUCAAAGGAUCUAUGUGAUCAGUUUAGCUGAACCCCGACUGCCCUUACAGCUGGAUGAUGCUGUUCGGCCAGAAGUGGAAGGAGAGGAGGAUGGAAGAGCUACUGUAAACCAAGAUACAAGACUGGACAACAGAGUCAUUGAUCUGAGGACCUGUACCAGUCAGGCAAUCUUCUGCCUCCAGUCUGGAAUUUGUCAGCUUUUCCGAGAAACUCUUAUUCGCAAGGGAUUUGUGGAAAUUCAGACUCCCAAAAUCAUUUCAGCUGCCAGUGAAGGAGGAGCCAAUGUGUUUACUGUAUCGUACUUCAAAAGCAGUGCCUACCUGGCUCAGUCUCCACAGCUGUACAAGCAGAUGUGUAUAUGUGCUGACUUUGAAAAGGUGUUUUGCGUUGGGCCAGUAUUUAGAGCUGAGGACUCCAAUACACACAGACACCUGACUGAGUUUGUUGGUCUGGAUAUUGAAAUGGCUUUUAACUAUCACUAUCAUGAAGUGGUAGAUGAGAUUGCAGAUACCUUGGUGCAGAUAUUCAAGGGACUUCAGGAAAGAUUCCAAACUGAAAUUCAGACUGUGAACAAACAGUUCCCCUGUGAGCCAUUUAAGUUUUUGGAGCCAACUCUGAGGCUGGAAUACCGUGAAGCUGUGGCCAUGCUUAGGGAGGCUGGUAUUGAGAUGGGUGAUGAAGAAGAUCUGAGCACACCGAAUGAAAAGCUCCUGGGACGCCUGGUAAAGGAAAAGUAUGACACGGACUUCUAUAUUCUUGACAAAUAUCCUCUUGCUGUGAGGCCUUUUUAUACAAUGCCAGACCCAGUAAAUCCUAAAAACUCUAACUCUUAUGAUAUGUUCAUGAGAGGGGAAGAGAUCUUGUCUGGAGCACAGAGAAUUCACGAUCCUCAGCUGCUGACAGAAAGAGCCCAGCAUCAUGGCAUUGAUUUGGAGAAAAUAAAGGCUUAUAUUGAUUCCUUUCGUUUUGGUGCACCUCCACAUGCAGGUGGUGGAAUAGGGCUGGAAAGAGUAACUAUGCUGUACCUAGGGCUGCAUAAUGUUCGCCAGACCUCCAUGUUUCCACGGGAUCCCAAACGACUGACACCGUAACAUGAGCUGCUUUUGAAAGUUUGAGAUGAUUUGCCCUGCAGAUACAAUACAAUUGAAAGUAUUUCCGCUGCUACUAAUGAACCUGUACUGAUUUGAGUAUUGUAAUACACAAUAAAGAAAAAAAAAAAUAUCUCAUUUCCUGAAGUGCUACACUAUUCUUUUUUUAUCCUUACCUCUUUAUUUAAAAGAUACUAUUCGAACAGAUCAGGACUUUUUGUAUUGGAAACUGUGCAUUGAUUUGAGCAUUUGAUUUGAGCAUUGUACUAUCCAAUUUAAAAAAAAUAAUUAAA